Molecule: messenger RNA, 774 nt
Organism: Penicillium maclennaniae
Lineage: Eukaryota; Fungi; Ascomycota; Eurotiomycetes; Eurotiales; Aspergillaceae
Product: MICOS complex subunit MIC26/MIC27
Exons: 3
Coding region: 1-774 (257 amino acids)
Biological process (GO): cristae formation
Cellular component (GO): MICOS complex; mitochondrial crista junction
Source: RefSeq, a predicted model, not a curated record
AUGUCGUUCCGGCCGAUGUUGAACCAACGGGCUGUGGCUCCGAUCGCAGCCACUCUCCUCGCUGGAAGCAUGGCUCUGUACCCGAAGCAGACGGCCUUUGCUGAGGAGCCUCGCCAGAGGAAACCCAUUUACGACGACUUCCCAUCUGACAUCCCCGAAGUCUCCAAGCCCACGCCCGCCGCCGCGCCCGAGCCCGAGACCCCGGCUCCCCAGAACCAGACUAUUUCCCUGGCGCCCUUGCAAACGAAGCCCUCUUCGCCGACUCCGACAGACAUCUUGACCGCUCAGAUCCGGCAAGCCCGUCUCUUCCUCUACUCAAACUCCCUUGCCGCGGAGAAUGGCUUCAAUGACUUCCUGUCCCGAGCCCUGCACAUCGAAAACGCCUUCACCAACACUGUUGCGUCUCUCGCUCCUUCUCCCGAGUCUGGUGAGCGCCUCACCCCCGGCGGUAUCUACGUCGUCGUUGCCGCCAUGGCCGGCUCCAUUGUGUCUCGCAACCGCGGCAUCAUCCUUCGCACCCUGUCCCCUCUCGCUUUCGGUACCGUCGCUGCCUGGACUCUCCUGCCCGUGACUAUGCGGAAUGUCUCCGAUUUGGCUUGGGAGUAUGAGAAGCGAUUCCCCGCUGUUGCGAACCAGCACUUAGCCGCUCGGGAGCGUGCGGAGCACAUCUGGCAUACAGGCAUUGCGCACAGCGCUAUGGGUCGUCAGAUGAUGGAGGAUAAGAUCGGUGAGGCUCGCAAGAAGCUCGAGCAGCUGGUCAGCAAGGGUCACUAG